GCAUCUGCCCCAGAAUUAGGUGAAGUUCAACACGGACAGGGGUCGGAUCAGUUUUUCUAGCAGCUUCCAACCUGUCGCGCUGGGCGCGUUGAGACGCGCUAAGUCAUUAAUUAAUACCCGGUGCCCUGCCGUCCAUUAUAACUUCAAACGGACUCCCAAACCCAACCUCAGGUUCCUGACUUCCGGCUUUGUUGCACACUUCUUGAAGAUUCCUCCCUUUAGCCGUCAACGAUAAAGGCCGAACACGCAAGAUGUCAACAAGUGUUCUCCCGCCCCUCGCGGCCCGCCAGCAGGUCGAGGCCCGCAUCCAAGACCUGGCUGAUGCCGUUCAGGCGCACCCAAAGAUGCAGCCGCCAACCCGACAGACACCCCACGCUCCACCACAUUUGGGACUUCGCCAUGCGGAGCAAAUAUAUCCUCUCCGAGCUUGACAACAUUGAGGGCGGGUUCGCGGUGGAGCAUCCCGAGCAAAUCAAAGAUUACGACAAGUCUACCGCGGGCACGCCCAACCCCGCCAAAGCCAAAGAGCUGUUGAGCGACGUGGGUGGCCGGUCAAUGACACUCGACAUGGUGAUCGACCCCCCAAACCCAAUCAUGGUGGCAAUGAUGGUGAUGGAGCCCGUUGACGUCGCUGAGGAGGUCAAGAGGAAGUCGAAGGCGGUGGUCGAGGCGGUUGAACAGUUGGAUGCCAGAGCGAAUUGUAAACAAUGAAUAAAGGGUUUGCAUUACUGGGGAGGGGUAUCAUCUUGUCUAGCGCUCUAGUUCUUUUUUUUUUUU
Molecule: messenger RNA, 777 nt
Organism: Chaetomium strumarium
Lineage: Eukaryota; Fungi; Ascomycota; Sordariomycetes; Sordariales; Chaetomiaceae
Exons: 2
Coding region: 322-711 (129 amino acids)
Source: RefSeq, a predicted model, not a curated record